CGCAGGACUCAGAAAGCUUAAGGGAGGCGGCGGAACCCGGACCUUCGCGAUCAGCCAUGGGCCCGCGUCGCAAGCCGAGGGCCCCGACGAGGAGACCCUCCAGCCCGGCGCCCGGACCCUCGCGGCCAUCCGUGAGCCCGCGUCGCGGGCCGAGAACUCCGACGAGGCGGCCCUCCAGCCCGGCGCCCGGACCCUCGCGACGGAGCUCCGGUGUUGGCGCUCAGGCACUACACAGAAGACGGAGAUUACUGUGGCUUAAGGAAAUCAAGAACCUGCAGAAGAACACAGACCUCUUGUUAAGGAAGAAACCUUUCAGCCGCGUUGUAAGAGAGAUAUGUGGGAAAUUCAGCCGUGGUGUGGAUUUAUAUUGGCAAGCCCACGCCUUGUUGGCCCUUCAAGAGGCAGCAGAAGCCUUUCUCGUCCACCUCUUUGAGGAUGCCUAUCUGCUGUCCUUACAUGCUGGCCGGGUCACGCUUUUCCCCAAAGACAUACAGCUGACCAGGAGGAUCCGAGGCAUCGAGGGAGGACUCGGCUGAGCCGGCAGUGUGAUGUGUCUAGACAAUGCCUGGAACCUUUGGAGCUGCAGCUAGACAGUGGUGUCUAAGGACACUGCCUAGAUUUUGCUGGUUUUGAACAGUGGCUACACGUUGCCCUUUAAACUGUCUUUCUAAAAGAGAAGAUUAUGGCUUUCCUCUGUGACAGAGGAAGAAGAGACCAUCUGCCUGCUUCCAUAGACAUGAGUGUUUGCAGACCAAAGGUCAGCUUGGUUUGUAAAUUGCUCAACCUUAUGACAGAGUUUCAGACACAUGAGAUCUGCCAUGUUCUGAGGGGAUAUUGUUAUUUUAUUCUUACUGUACUGUGUGCAUCUUUUACUGUGUGUAUUUGUACUUUUUAAAAAAUAUAUAUAAGGAAGAAAAAUCUAAAUAAAAUACUUGAAUCUCUUGUAUGGAAAGCCCUGCCAGCCCCAUUGUAUAAAUGUCUGCCUUCCAGACUGACCUCGUCCUGCCUGUCAGCAAACAUGCAGCUGUUCAAAACUUAAGUACGACUACAUACAAAAUCUUUUCUUCCUUUCCUUCAAGGCUGGAGCUUGAAUCCAAAGUUUUGUGCGUGCCAAGCAUGGAGUAUAAUGUUGAACUGCAUCCAUAGCCUGAAAUAGAUAGUCUUUCAGAUUCCUACCAGUAAAUUCUAUCAAAAACGUUCAGAAAAUCCCUCUCGGAAUUGGACAUUUUAUUCUUAACUGUAAAUCAUAUAAAAUGUAUCAUACCAGUCUGGGAUUUUAAAAUGUGUUUUCAGCAUUUUUACAGGUU
Arvicanthis niloticus (Nile rat) is the source of this 1307-nucleotide messenger RNA. RefSeq names its product centromere protein A (gene Cenpa). NCBI's taxonomy places the organism in Eukaryota, Metazoa, Chordata, Mammalia, Rodentia, Muridae. The record is from RefSeq and is a predicted model, not a curated record. Gene Ontology annotation, molecular function: DNA binding; structural constituent of chromatin; protein heterodimerization activity. Gene Ontology annotation, cellular component: nucleosome.